AUGUUCAAUAAAGCGGCUACCGGCAUCGCCGCAGGUCUGCUUCUCAACUCAUUCCUCCGAGUCAACAUAGUGACACGACAGGUCGCAGGGCUUCACCUAUAUCUCGGCAAUCAACUUGCCAUCGUCAGCAUUCGUAGCAACGCGCUCAGUUAUCAACAAAAAAGACAGAUCGCCAAAGAAUUCAACCAUUCAACGACAGCAUUCCUCCAUGAUAGCCCUCACCCAUAUCAACCGCGCAAACUCGAACUGUUCAGCUCCAAAGGUGAACGGCAUUUCGCCGCUGAUGCCGUCCUAGGAACGGCUCAGUAUAUUUUCCAAUGCCUAGCGACAAACGAAGAUGCCACCGCUCUUCCCAGUCCUAACAUCGCCUCUGGGAGUAAACCCGGAGCGAAACUAUCCAAAUGUGCUUUGCAGACAAAAUCAGGCGUGAUUCAUGCAUUCUUCGACCCGGCAAGACAAGUCACUGCCAUCGAAGUCCCCUUCGACAUCCACGUCCAUGCCAAAGAGACGUCGAAAGACGAAAUUCUCGCCGUGCAGCGCAAACUCGGCACAAGUCCGCAGAUAGAUAAAAUGAAAGCAUCAUACUCGGUCGUAUCUAUUUACGAAGGUGUAACAUUCACCCUGGUCGACUUCACCAAUUGCCCCACCCUGAUUAGCCUCCUCCAGCCAAGCGAAGCCCCGGAGCCGAACCUCGACGCUGGAUGGAGAGCAGCACCAGUGGGAGAUGAUGGCGGCGGUGAUUCUCCAUCGCCAUCUUCUUUCUACGGCGCGGUAUAUUUUAUCCAACUCCAAACCGAUUUCACCGAAGAACCGUACAUUACCAGGUUAGAAGCCCGUGUCAUCGCUGACGGGGUGGAAGAAGCGGCCAGUGCAAGCGGAUGCUGUGCGCUGGCGGCACAUCUAGCAAUGCAGAAGGGUGGGAAGAAUUCGAGACAUGCGUAUGCCAUUGAGCAAGGAAUCGAAAUGGGGCGGAAGAGCCAACUUUGCAUUGAAGUGAGAUUGAACGAGCAAGGUUCGGGGGUGUCGAGGAUUACACUUUCGGGGAGGGCGACAAUGGUGAUGGAGGGGAAGCUAUUGUAA
This is a messenger RNA of Coccidioides posadasii C735 delta SOWgp, 1080 nucleotides long. Lineage: Eukaryota; Fungi; Ascomycota; Eurotiomycetes; Onygenales; Onygenaceae. The record is from RefSeq and is a predicted model, not a curated record.